AUGUUCCCUUCGUCAGCGGCGAUGCUGAAGAAUCUGCAACAGAGUGCAAUGACCUCGCCUUUCUUGAUGGAGAACCUGCUCCAGAGCAAGGCGUCGCCGGGUGCCGCCGAUCUGACCAGCCUGACCUUGAACUGGGCAGCGAGUCUAGUAGCUAGACAACGGGAACGCGAGUGCGAGGCGAAUCUAAGGAUCACCAGGGAGAAGCUAUCCAGUCAGGAACACAUGGAUCAACGCGGUGUACGCGGGCCGGAUCGAGGGAAUCCGAUGAUCGACUGUCGGGAUCAUCAGAGAGCGAGGAUCGAACGUCAGAACGAACGUAUGCAGAUCCUACGGGAGAAGGAGGGCUUAAUGGAGAGGGGUCAGAUCGCGUACGUGGACGUCGAGAACGAGAGGGUCGAGGGCCACGGGAUCGUCGAUCGUCUGUGCGCGAUGGAGAGGCUCUGCAACGAGAGGAUCGAGAACAGAUCCAGCUCAGGGAUGGAUUCGUGCAAUUCGAACGCGGACGAGGAUCCAAAUGGUGUCGAGAUCGAGGCCGGUGGUCUUCAUGGGGACAAAGAGGAGUCGAUCCAUGGUGGCGAACACCAUGUCACUGUGCAUCAGGACAGACGGUACGACCUUGGCUGCAGAAACGUCAUUCACACGGCCGUCGACGAGAUCACGAUUCAGGAGAGGGAGACGACGACGGUGGCGGUCGAGCGUGUCGCGGACAGGAUAGCCGAGAGGACGACCGCCUGUUCCUGCGGCGAUGAGCAGUGCUUAGGACCUGGGUGCAGGACGCUGCAGGAGAAGGAGAAGCCGCAGCUCAAGUUCAGCGUAAACGCUAUACUGGGCGGCAAUCAUGACAGGCGACCGCAUUCUGAGAAUUUUCAAAGUCUUCCGCCGGAGGCGAUACCAGCGUUCCUCCAGAACCUGCAGAAUUCAGCGGGUUACAACAUAGCGAAACCGAUCGCCAGACCGGCAGCCUAUCAUCCCUACCACAGGCCGAGUCAUCAGCCACCUCAGCGUCAUUUACCCCCUAACGCACACCAUACGCUUCAGCAAUUGUUCUACAGAGGACCUUAUAUAACCGUUGCUGGUUCCGGGACUGGAGGUCAUCAUCCAGGUGCGCCAGGGGGCGGAACAGCGUUCCCAGGCGCGAUCCAAGGCGGUUUGGGCGACUUCGCCGGAACAGGUCUGGUGUUCCCAUGGGCGACGAACGCGCGGGGCAAGCCACGCAGGGGGAUGAUGCGUAGGGCGGUUUUCUCUGAUCUUCAGAGACGUGGCCUUGAGAAGAGGUUUCAGAUACAGAAGUACAUAAGCAAGCCUGAUCGCAAGAAACUCGCCGAGAAGCUCGGCCUGAAGGACUCUCAGGUGAAGAUCUGGUUCCAAAAUCGCCGAAUGAAAUGGAGGAACAGCAAGGAAAGGGAACUGUUGGCGACCGGUGGUUCACGGGAGCAAACCUUGCCGAACAAAAACAACCCGAAUCCAGAUUUAAGCGACGCUGACGGGGACAGACCGAGGAUGGAUUUGAGCGACGUCAGCCCCCUGACAAGUCCCCAACGACCGGAAGAGCAAACGGAGAACGAGGAGGACGAGGAGAUCAACGUCACGUGA
Molecule: messenger RNA, 1593 nt
Organism: Dufourea novaeangliae
Lineage: Eukaryota; Metazoa; Arthropoda; Insecta; Hymenoptera; Halictidae
Gene: Dbx
Exons: 4
Coding region: 1-1593 (530 amino acids)
Biological process (GO): regulation of transcription by RNA polymerase II
Molecular function (GO): DNA binding; DNA-binding transcription factor activity, RNA polymerase II-specific
Source: RefSeq, a predicted model, not a curated record